Molecule: messenger RNA, 1520 nt
Organism: Vespa velutina
Lineage: Eukaryota; Metazoa; Arthropoda; Insecta; Hymenoptera; Vespidae
Product: UPF0547 protein C16orf87-like
Exons: 3
Coding region: 832-1302 (156 amino acids)
Source: RefSeq, a predicted model, not a curated record
ACUAAUAUUUAAACAAUAAUCUAAUUAGUUAAACAUUACACAAAUCGUAACAGGCAUUUAAUAUAAUAUUAUUUUAAUAUAAUAUUUAAAUGUAGUUUAGUUUUGAUUUCUACGUUGUAGACUACAUUUAAUAUCGACAAAAACAAGUGUUUGACUGAUUUUGAGCUUUCUCGAUCCAAUCUUCUUUUACAUUCCGACGAGAAAACAUCGCAGCUCUCUUUCUCUCUUUCUUUUUCUCUUAACAAACGUCUAAGAUUAAAACAAUUAAUAAUUUCGGUAAUUUUAUUGUGAUAACCUAUUAUAGAUACAUAAUGGAGACUGUUUUUUUUAUUGUGCUCGUAGUUCAUAUUUUAUCCAUACUUGUCGCUGAUGUCGCAUACGCUAUGGACGAUGAACGAUAAACAUUAAUGAUAUGAAUUAAUUUAAAUGUAGAAAUCGAUCAUAUGUAAUUAUUUACUAUAUGUGUGUGUGUAUGUGUGUGUGUGUGUAUAUAUGUAUAUGUAUAUAUAUAUAUCAUUCUUUUUUCUUUUAUUAUUCAAUCAAUAACAAUGACAAUACAGGCAAAUAGGAGAUAGAUAAUCGUUGAUUGGUCUGUUCUUGUGUUGUGAGAACUGUCAUCUAGCAGACAAAAUAGAAACUACAAAUAAUGUUAUUUGUAUAUAUAAUAUGUGGUGUUCUUAAAAUAAAGUUAAUUUAGUCGUUUUAGAAAGAAGUUUGCCAUAAUGAUUUUUUAACAUACAUCAUUUAGCCAUUUAAUGGGUUAUACCCGUAGCAAAUUUAGAUAGAACGAAUUUAUAUUUAACGUUGUGUGUGCGUGUGUUUGUGUUAAUUAUGGGAAAAACAAAAACUAUUAGCAAGGGUUGUCCUAAAUGUGAACAACAGGUACCCGUCGCUUGUAAAGCUUGUCCAUGUGGGCAUUCAUUUUUUAAUGCACGACGUAAUUCCAUCAAAAGUCCUCCAAGUCCUGACAAUGGAGUUAUGAAAACGAGAAGAACUAAUCGCAUCAAACGUGAAAAGCCAAAUUAUUAUGAUGCUUUAGAAUAUGAUAAACAAACGAAAAAAAGUUCUAAGAUAAGACGUGCUGCGGAUACCUCCAGUGAUAUAGAUUGUCGUCAAUUAAAUAAAAAGAAAAAAAGAAAAGGUAAAGGAAAAGGUAAAAAUGGUAGUAGUUCUGGAUUGGGCGAUGACGACGACGAAAUGGAAGGAAUUAGUGGCUUAUCUCCUGAGAAACAGUUAACAUGUUCUCUUAUUUUACAAGAGCUUAAUAAUAAAAUGAGGGUAGUGGCAUGGAAGCCUUCAUGAAUUUAUCUGGGUGGAAGAUGUACAUACAUAAUUAUGGGAUUAUAAGAUGUGUUUUGAUCGUACAAAUACUUUCGUCUAAAGAUAAUAACAUUAAAUGAAUGUCUUCGAUGUUUUGAAUAACGUCAAACACACAUCACAAAGCAAUAUAAUUUAAAUUAACGAAGUGAAAUAUUCUCUAUGUAUAUACAUAUUUUACAAAGAAAUAUUUUUCUUGUUCU